AUGUUCGUGCUGGAGUGGGCAUAUUUCGGAAAAGACUACGUUCGCUGUGUCGUGCCGAUUGCCACGUCUAGCCGACACAGCGCCUGGGGCAUUAGUUGGGGAGAGGCUCAACGCCAGAGCAUCUACGCCGACCCAAAGUAUGAUGACGGCUAUUACCCGUUUGACGAUCCGCCUGUGACCGGGCUAGGUGCGGCUCGGAUGUCUGCCCUACUCACCUACCGCAGCCGCAACUCGUUCGAAUCCCGGUUUGGCCGGAACAUUCCCGACCCUUCAAAGGUUCAGACGAUUCGAGAACGGCCGCGUCCCAGCACCCCGUCGGAAGCUCAUUUCCACAUUCACAACGACGGCCACAACGUCAAGCGCACAUCAGUCUCACGCAAGAAUAGCCACACCGGGUCCGGAACCAGCAGCCCGGGCUCGCGAUCGGCCGAAAAUGCUGACCCGCAGUUCCACGGCCCUGGAAAUGACCAAGAAGAAGAGAGUCUGACUGGAGGAGACAGGAUGCCCACGUCGACGUACUUUUCGGCGCAGUCGUAUCUGCGCUACCAGGGGAAGAAGUUCGUCAAGCGCUUCGACAGCAACUGCUACAUUGCCAUGACGCGGAAGCUCGACACGCACGAUGUGUCUAGGGACCGGGCGGCAACAAUCGCCGAGGCGCUGGCGCUAAUCGAACAGCCAUUGCUUGUACUUGGCAUUGAGAGCGACGGGCUGUUCACGUUUGCCGAGCAGGAAGAGAUUGCGCAGCACGUAAAGAAUGCACGACUCGAGCGGAUCGACAGCUCCGAGGGGCAUGACGCCUUCCUGCUGCAGUUUGAGCAGGUGAACCGUUACGUGCUGGGAUUCCUCAAGGAGAUUCUACCUGAUAUCAUGUCGGUCGAGGGUGGCGCCCUAGAGGAAGUCGGCGUGGGCCAGCUGACCAAGUCGAGCACGUUCGGCGAAGCUGAGGUGGAUGAUAUUACUGCAUGGUAA
Molecule: messenger RNA, 969 nt
Organism: Trichoderma aggressivum f. europaeum
Lineage: Eukaryota; Fungi; Ascomycota; Sordariomycetes; Hypocreales; Hypocreaceae
Exons: 1
Coding region: 1-969 (322 amino acids)
Biological process (GO): L-homoserine metabolic process
Molecular function (GO): homoserine O-acetyltransferase activity
Source: RefSeq, a predicted model, not a curated record